Messenger RNA from Medicago truncatula (barrel medic), 2593 nucleotides. Its product is annotated as L-type lectin-domain containing receptor kinase S.1. Gene Ontology annotation, biological process: protein phosphorylation. Gene Ontology annotation, molecular function: carbohydrate binding; ATP binding; protein kinase activity. Bases 245 to 2239 code for a protein of 664 amino acids. NCBI's taxonomy places the organism in Eukaryota, Viridiplantae, Streptophyta, Magnoliopsida, Fabales, Fabaceae. The record is from RefSeq and is a predicted model, not a curated record. The transcript has a single exon.
UGGAAAUGAUCUCGUCUCAUGUAAACAAGGUUCUCUCUUGGAAUUCAAUUCUGAAAAUACAGCCAUGUUAAACAAACAUCUAUUACAAUUUUAUUUUAUUUAAUUUAAAAAACGAGUCUCUACACAAAAAGCCAAAUAACAGUCAAAAGCUUUCUUUUCUAUUUGAAUAUUCAUUCAAUUAACCCUUUCUAAUGUAACUCAACUCAUUCUGUUAUCUACACUCACCGGCGAACAAAUCUCCGGCAUGAAUAUCCAACUCUUCCACUCCCUCACCAUCCUCCUCCACCUCCACAUCCACAUCCUCAUCCUCAUCCCCACCACCAACUCCCUCAACUUCCUCUACAACUCCUUCACCACCACCACCAACCUCACUCUCAUCCCCGACGCCCACAUCCAACCACCUGUCAUCCGCAUGACCAACGACUCCAACCAAUACUCUUACGGCCGUGCCUUCCACCCCACUAAACUCCCCAUGCUCAAACCUUCACCUUCCUCAACAAACAUCACUUCCUUCUCCACUUCCUUCAUCUUCUCCAUCUUACCAGACAACCCCACCAGCCCUGGCUUCGGUCUCGCUUUCGUCCUCUGCAACACCACUUCCCCUCCCGGCGCACUCGCUAGUCAAUAUUUCGGCUUAUUCACAAACUCGAUUAGCUCUUCUUCAAUUUUCCCUCUCAUCGCCGUUGAAUUUGACACUGGUCAAAACCCUGAGUUUAAUGAUAAAGACAGCAAUCACAUCGGAAUUGAUUUGAAUAACAUCGAAUCCAAAAUUCAAACUCCUGCAGGGUAUUAUAAUUCCACCGGAAGCUUCGUUCCGGUUCAGAUGAACACUGGGGAGAAUAUUCGUGCGUGGAUUGAAUUUGACGGCGAGAGGUUGGAGAUAAAUGUUACUGUUGCUCCGGUUGGUGUUUCGAAGCCUUUGAAACCGACGCUAUCUUAUAAUGAUUCGAGUAUAGCUCAUUAUGUUGCUCCUGAAAUGUUCUUUGGUUUUUCAGCUUCGAAAACGAAUUGGAUUGAAGCGCAGAGAGUUUUAGCAUGGAGUUUUAGUGAUGAUGGGAGUUUGAAAGAGUUGAACACGACAAAUUUACCGGUGUUUAAGCGAGGAUCAUCUUCGUCUUCACUUUCCAGUGGAGCUAUUGCUGGGAUUGCAGUUGGUUGUUUUGUUUUUGUUGUGUGUUGCACGAGUGUGUUUGUAUUAUAUUUUCGUUGGCGAAAAAGAAGAGAAGAUGAUGAUGAUGUUGAAGAUUGGGAAAUGGAGUAUUGGCCUCAUAGAUUCUCUUAUGAGGAACUAAGCAAUGCUACAAAGGGUUUUCAGAGAGAGCAGCUUCUAGGUUUUGGAGGGUUUGGAAAAGUUUACAAAGGUACAUUAAUGAAUAAAACAUUGGUUGCAGUUAAGUGUGUUAAUCAUGAUUCUAAACAAGGGUUAAGAGAAUUUAUGGCUGAGAUUUCAAGUAUGGGGAGGCUUCAACAUAAGAAUUUAGUACAAAUGAGGGGAUGGUGUAGAAAGGGCAAUGAAUUGAUGUUGGUUUAUGAUUAUAUGCCUAAUGGAAGUUUAAACAAGUGGGUUUUUGAUAAACCUGAGAAAGUUUUGGGAUGGGACCAAAGGCGUAGGAUUCUUGUUGAUGUGGCAGAAGGGCUUAGCUACCUUCAUCAUGGUUGGGACCAGGUUGUUAUUCAUAGGGAUAUUAAAUCUAGUAACAUUUUGUUGGAUGGUGAUAUGAGAGGAAGAUUGGGAGAUUUUGGUUUGGCUAAGCUUUACCAACAUGGGCAAGUUCCUAAUACCACACGUGUGGUGGGGACUUUAGGGUAUUUGGCGCCGGAGAUAGCGACGGUUGCAGCGCCUACUUCGGCGAGCGAUGUGUAUAGUUUUGGGGUGGUGUUGUUGGAGGUGGCUUGUGGAAGGAGGCCGUUGGAGACGGAUGUGGUGGAGGAGGAGGUUGUGCUUAUUGAUUGGGUGAGGGAGUUGUAUGCAAAAGAGUGUGUGGUUGAAGCUGCGGAUAGUAGGAUUAAGGGUGAGUAUGAUGUGGGUGAUAUGGAGAUGGUGUUGAAGCUUGGGUUGGCUUGUUGUCAUCCUGAGCCGAAUAGGAGGCCUACUAUGAAGGAAGUUGUCGCGCUUCUUCUUGGGGAGGAUAUUGCGGAGGCGCCGGGGAAAGUGUUGUCUGAUUUGGCUCGUGGUGAUGACAAUGGUGGCGGCGGCGGCAGGGAAUCCGAUGAGGAGGUGCCUUUGCAAUCCACCUAGUGACUAGUGACUUCACUGCAUAUAGUUGAUAUUUUUUGUGAUUGGAUUUUUCUGGAUUGUUUUGAUAAUUGGGAUUUUUCCCUAUAUUUGUUUUGAUUUUGAUUAUUAGAUUACUUCCACUUUUAUUCAAGUCCUUUGCAGUGUGUAUAGUAUCUGGUACAAUGAUUAUGUGGUUUUAGUCAACAAGUACUAUUAGAUACACUGACCAUGUUGGGAAUUUGGUACUGUAUCUGAUAUGUGAUUUAGUUGCUUUCCAUUAUUGUUCAUUAAUCAUUAUCCUUCGUUGGAUGAAUGAUAUGCAUUUUGCAUAUUUGGAAGCAGUUUAAAAUAGAAUACAUGAAUGAUCUUUAAUAU